UUUUUUUUUCGUUAUGCCUCCACUACAAAUGAUGCAUCACUCAUGUGAUGUGCAAAUAGCAAAAUAAGUAUUGGAACACCAUAUGAAAGGAGCGACAGGCGGCGACGGACGUCACAGAAAAGCCAAAACAAGGAGGUGCUUUUCGUCAGUACAGUCGAGUAUCUAUACUGCUGGCAAAUUGCUGCAGUGUCAAGGUGUUAUUGCGGCAUGGUGUGAAUACAAUUAACGAAUUCAUCAUGUCAGAGAUUGCGGGGAUUCCCAUGACUUCAAAACAUCUGCAUAGAUAGACUUAAAGUUUUACCACCUUAUUCCAGAUCCUCUGCUGGCAAGAUGUUGGAGGGAUUGGCAACAUGGGUUCUCAAUAACUACUUGGGAAAGUACCUAGAAAACCUGAACACAGAUCAGCUCUCCAUUGGCCUCCUUAAAGGGGAAGUAGAGCUGGAAAAUGUACCACUCCGGAAGGAUGCAUUGCGACACCUGGACAUGCCCAUGGAGGUGCUGGCGGGCUUUGUGGGUCGUGUCAAGCUGCAGAUCCCUGUGUCCCGCCUGCGCUCUGAGCCAUGGGUGAUUAAAUUUGAGCAGCUUUACUUAGUGGCUGGGCCCAUCAAGUUGGAGGAGUUUGAUGAAGAGGCUGAGGCAGCAGCAGCACAGGCUCGAAAAAUCAGUCAACUAGAUGCACUGGAGGCUGCCUGGCGGGCUGACCAGGAAGCAUGUCAUGAGGCUUCCCACUAUGCCCACUCGUACUCCUCUUGGCUCAGCUAUGGCACUUCCUUCAUGACCAACAUUAUUGAAAAUAUUCAGCUCAAGAUCCGAGAUGUCCAUCUUCGCUAUGAGGAUGACCGCUGCAUUCCCAACCAGGUGUUUGCUUGUGGUCUCACAAUCGAUUCCCUUGCCCUGCAAAGCUCAGAUGAACAGUGGAGACCCCGAUAUGUAUUUGGAAGUGCCUCAAAGAUGGCCUAUAAGUUGCUGGAGCUGACCAACAUGGGUCUCUACUGGGACACCUCUGCUUCUCUCUACAGUGACAAGCCUCUGGCAGAACUAACGACCCUUAUGUUGUCUGGCAUUGAAAAACGUGACCAUGAAUACCUGUUAUCCCCGGUGAGUGCCACGGCCUGUGUUAAACGUAACCUGUGUGAAGCUCCCCUGCGCUCCCGCUCCAAUCCACGCAUCAGCUGUGACCUCAGGCUGGACAAGUUUCCCCUCAACCUUGACGAGACACAGUACCGCCAGCUGGUGCGUUGGAGUCGUGAGUAUGACCGUCUUGAUCUUGCCCGCCACUACCGCAAGUGGCGGCCAGCUGUCCCAGUACGAGAGAAUGUACAAGAAUGGUGGCAAUUUCCAAUCCAGUGCCAUCUGGAGCGUAUUCACCGCACCCAUGCUGGUAGGACCUGGCCAGCCACUUUGCAAAGGGCCAGGGAUAUUGUGAGGUAUGUUGAGGUAUACUGUGAGCAUCUGAAGCAGCCAGCUACAGUGCCAGCAGAACACAAAGCCCAGAAGCUGAGAUUAGAGCAAGCCUUGGGUUUUGGGGAGUUGUGUGCACUACGAGAAGUGGCCAUGGCUAGAGUGGGUAGGGAAAUGAAGGCCAGGCAAGACAAAGACAUCCAGCCUUCUGCCUCACUCUCCACCUCUCCAACAUAUAGUGGGGAGGGGAUUCUUCAGCGCUGGUUUCCUACCUGGGGAGGGUGGUACACCUCUGAGCCAGCCAUGGACACAGAGGAAACCAACAAAGAAGAGGAAUUGGAUCCAACAGCUAAAGAAUGCCCUCCUCCCAAGACAGAUCCUUCAGGGACUGAAGAGGUGUCUGGGUCAUUGGAGGAGGAAAUCCUGUAUGUUCUGUCUGAUACUGUUGAGAACAACACCUUCAUGAAGAGAGAUGCUGUAUUCUGCAAGAUCAGCUUUACCCUGAAGCAAAGUUCUUUCUGCCUUUCCUCCAGCAGAGGUGGAGCUGAAGAUCUGGAAGGAAGAGCUGAACUGUUUGAGCUGGAGUUUGCUGAUGUGAAAAUGGGGCUUGAGUCUCGGCCAAGGAGCAAAUCCUACAAGUUCGACAUUGAGUUGGGAUCCCUGAUGCUAAAGGACAAGGUGACUCCUGAUACAGUCUUCCCUCAGCUGCUAUCACCCCAGAACCGUGCACCAGUGCCAUCCUUCACCAGUGCUCUCUCCCGUACCUCCACCAUGUAUGCAAAGCUGACCAGCAUCAUAUCCCCAGCACAAACCAAGUCUCAGGGACCACUUUUCUCACUGUGCUAUGAAUGUCGACCAUUCAACUCAAAGGCUGAUCACAGACUGGUGAUCACCUCAUCCGCGCUAGAUAUGGUGUACAAUCCUGCUGCACUGGAUGCCAUUAAAGUAUUCUUCACUCUUCCCUAUUACAAAAGGGGUGUUGGAGGGGACUAUGGCCUCACACCCCAGAUGGCAGCACUCACCUCUGCUGCCAGAAAGAGGUAUGAAGAGCUAAAAGAACAGACCAAACAGGAGUUGAAGAGGAAUUGGGAGCAGAUGAUGGAAGGAGAUAUGGUAAAUCGGAAGAGAUGGGAUAUCAAAUUGGACAUCUCAGCUCCACAAAUCAUCAUUCCAGAGCAUUUCCAGGACAAAAAUGCUGUGCUGGUAGUACUAGACUUUGGCAGACUUGUGUUCUGCUCAGCUCAACCUCCCAUGUCUGUGGACACACCCAGGGUAGAACUUGACUUGGCUAGUGAGGAUGAGGAUGAGUUUGCCACUCCAUGCUCCACCCCGGAUGAGUUAGAGAGUAUGUCACCACAGGGGGAGAGGAAGGACAGCCAGGGCAGGAAGGUGUCUGCACCAGAGCUUAAUGCACAGUUCUCAGAAACACUUCUUCAUGAUCGGAUAUAUGAUAAAUAUGAUCUUCGGCUGUCUGACAUGCAGGUGUUAGUUGGCAAGGUGCAUGAUAACUGGCGCUUUGCUUACCUCAAAGGCACUGGUCAUAUGCAUGUGUUAGAUCGCUUCAGUAUCAACCUUCAACUUGAGAGACGUGUGGUGCCAAUACAUGAUGCUCAGCAGCAGUGGCCAAGUGCUACACUGUCUGGCACGUUGCCCAAGCUGGUGCUGCAUAUCAAUGAGCAGAAAGUUCAGGCACUACACAACAUGAUCACCAAGUUUUAUGCAGAUCAACCUCAGGAUACACCAAGGAAGGACUCAGACAUGGAAAACCAUAGAGGGGAUGACUUGAGCAGCAGUGUCAUCAGUGAUAGCAUGACACGAUCCAACACCCUUUACUCCCUUGGUGAUCAGACUGGUAAUGGAUCUCCAAAGGGAACUGCUUCCCCUACUGAUGAAGGGAAAUUGCUGAUGGUUCAAUUCACAGUUGAUCGACUCUCCCUUGAGUUGCAAUCACGCGGCAGAAGCGUGGCAGAACUCCAAGUGACAGGAGUCCGGGCUAACCUGAACAAGCGUCCUCAUGAGAGCACUGCCACCCUCAGUGUGCACUCUCUCCUCCUGGUAGAUGCACUUCAGACAUUUGGGCCAGAUUUUGAGCUUUUAGUGGCCAGCCACAAGCAUGUCAGCAUGGACAGUGUGAGUGGGAGUCUUCUGGACAGUGACCCAUGCUCCCCUACUUCCCCUGCCUCCCCUGACCACAAUGCACCCUUGAAGCUGGCCUCUCCCAUCACUAUCAGCCAUGCUAUUUCCUCCUAUGCAGCAUCAAGGGCUCAGUCACCACCACACUCUUCCCGUAAUAUUCCUUCACCUCCACCUGUUUCCUCUCCAAUGUUUGGUGGUGGUGGUGGUGGUGGUGGUGGGAGCGCCUUGUCCUUCACUGAGGCACGGGACACAGAGGCUCUCAUUAUCUUGGAGGUGACAUAUGUUACAGCUUUGUGCCCAUCUCAGCAGGAUAUGGGAUCACUUUUAGUGGCCUCAGUGCAGUUCAACACUCUAGAUAUUAUUGCUAACCAAGAGACUGUGGUGGAGUUGGUGGGCUUUUUACAUCAACUGUUUCCUCGACCUUCUCUCUCCUCUACUCCGCUCCUCCAUCCACACCACCACCUACCUCCAACAGAAGCAUCUGCUAUGCCUUACACUAUCCCUCAGCAGCCUGAAAGAGAAAUAGGGAGUGGAGUUGAGCAGCCCCAUGUCCCAGGGGUUUCCUAUGUGGCUCCAGAGAAGAGUCCUGUUCGUGGUGAACUCAGCUUUGACUUCCACAAGCUCACUGUAUUGCUCCUACGGGGUGUGUACAAGGACAAGGACUUGGUGGGGCGUAAGGUGGGCACAGCAGUUCUCUCAGAUGCCAAGAUCCAGGCCACUGUCGACAGUGGCAUCCUGAAUGUUGAGGGGUCAUUGGGAGGGUUCCAGGUGCGAGAUGUAACUCCAGAAGGCAGCAAGCACCAGUGCAUCAUCAGUGUAGGACAAGACCCCAUUGUGGAGCGCUCACAGGACCUUUUCUCACACCUCAACAGUGACUUGUAUCGCUCAUACUCAGCUAUGGAUAAUGCUCAUCGUGCUUUCAGUUUCAAGGUCAUCCGCCCAUUGACCUUCACUCAGAUCAACCAAAAGUUGGGUGAGACAGUAGACAAUGAAGAUCUGAGAGUACAGCUGCGUCUUGCCUCUGUCUGCUACACCCACUCACCACACUUCCUGAAGGAGCUGAGGUCUUGUGCCACUGAAUUCAAGCAUUACAUGACUGUUGUGGCAUCUUCCCUCAAGCAUGCUGCCACAGAGAUGGCUAUGGGACUUGUUAGCAAAAGAAUAGAGUCAUUUGCUGGUUUGGCAAGCAGCCAGUGGGAUGCAUCUCCACACCAUCAGCGCCGGCUCAGUGUUUCUCGAUCAACAGACACCUUGAAUCUUCCAGCACCUCCUCCUGCCUCAGCUUCAGGGUCACACUUCAGUCCUGUCAUAGAGGAUGCCACUGAUCUCCCUUUUUCCCUCAACCUGGAUAUUGUGUUGGAGACACCAGUUGUGGUGUUGCCAGAAUCUCUCAACAGUCCUGAUGUAUUGGUGGCUCAUCUUGGCCAGAUCUCCAUCAACAAUGCACCUCAGAUCCAACCCAUAACACCAGCCCUUUCUGCCUUCCCUCCAAGCAAAGUUGCUGAGUACCGGCUGAUAGUGAGGGAUAUGAGCCUUUUCUCCCUCAAUGUAGAGGAAAGACUAAAGAGCAGAGACAGCACCUUCCAGUGGUUCCACAACCAACUGUUGAUUAUUGCUCCACUCUCCACCACAGUGAUGGGAGCAGAGGAAUUAUACAGCUGCAGGGAUCAUGGUUGUCCCAUUCUGCACAGCACUACAGUGGAGAUGUGCCUUACACAUGAGAAAGCUGCAUUCCUCCUUACAGACCUGGAAUCUGGCCUCUAUUUUCCUACUGAUUUCAGUAUUGAUGGCCACCCACCAGCCUCUAGAGACUCAUUACAGAUUGAUGGAGGCAUUGUGACACCUCUGAAGGUCAGUGUUUCACGUCAGCAGUACCGGCAGGUAGUGAAAACUCUCUCCAAUCUGUCUGUGCCCAACACUGAGCAGAAUACUGACCAACCUACUAAAAGUUCUCCAGGCAAGGAGGGAGCCCGAGAAUCUUCAAGUAGCAUUCCUCAAGAGGCUCCAGAGGAUGCACAGAGAGCAAGAGGCAGACAGUCCCCCACUGUUGCUGUCAAAGGGUCAUUCUCAGUACCAAGCAUGUGUGUGGAGCUGAGGGGUGAUGUUGGAGAAAGAGAAAAACCCCUUGUAAACCUGUUGUUGGAGGAGAUCAAAGUUGUCUAUGAAUCCUGUGAACCUUACAAAAACACCACUCAGGUAACACUACGUUCUCUCAUGAUGGAAGACCUGCAGCAGUCAGACACUUGCACUGAACACAAGUUCCUCAUGAACUCGCAUACAGACUCCAUGGAUGCCUCUCCAGAUGACCUUUCUCAAGGCAAUCACCACUUCCAUUUUGAGCGGCAAAUCCCCAAAUUUAUCUCCACCUCCUGUCCUGAACCACAGCAACCCCAUGGACCACUCCUCUUCCCUUCCUCCCUCCCUUCCAAAUUGAGGAUGGAGAAACCCUUCUUCAAGGCUCAGCAGAAACCUGUUCCUUUAACCUCUCCUGCCUGGAAGACUGUGAAAGGCCUCACCAACACCAUGAUGGGAAGCAACAAUGCAGGAAGCCCUUGUACUCCUCCACCCUCACCUAACACUGAGGAGGAGGGAGGCAGCCAUUUCACACAUCGACCACACACUACUCUUGUCACCAUUACUAUUACCAACAUCGACAAAAUGUCACCAGAGUUUCAUAGUAAAUAUGACCAGACUCAUCGGUUCAUUGAUGUGGACUUCAACAGCCUCAACACUAUCAUAAACAUCUCCUCAUGGGUGAUGGUGCUAGACUUCUUCAGCACUGAUGAGGAUGAAGCCAGUCCUCCCAAGGCUGCCAGAGAGCAGGCUCCAAGUGCUGGUGUUAGCAAGAUCAUAUCCACACCAGCCACAGAGGAGUUCAACAGCAUAGUUGAAGUGCAAGUGAGGUUAUUAGGCCUAACCCUGGUCAAAGCAGGUCACCCACUGGCACGGGCCAGCAUCUCUCAAGUGGUGGUGCGUUCAGUGGGGUCAGGUGGCAAUCUUACACUCAAUGGACGUCUGGGUUCCCUCUCCUUGGUGGAUUGCUCCUCUCACAGUCUCCUGUAUCCUGAAAAAUUCAUUACUGCUGGCAGUGAAGCAAUGACUUUCCAGCUCUUCAAGUAUGGCCAUGAGGACCCAGAGAUGCAGCGAGUGUGUGAUGUGCGGCUGAAGCUCAAAAUGUCUUCAGUGAUGUAUCUGCACACUCAUCGCUUUGCAUCUGAGAUAACACAGUUUGUGCAGCAGUUCAACCAGCUAAGGGAUAUUGUGUCCCGGUGGCGAGCAACCAGUGCUGGCCUUAAGGUGUCAGACUUCAGCCGUGGAUCCCGAGUGUCUCUGGACAUCAGUGCUGGGUCCCCAGUCAUCUUUCUUCCCAUGUCCAGCCAAUCAAAUGACCUAUUAAUGGGUGACUUAGGCAGCAUUACCCUCAAGAACACCUUCCUUUGGGCAGGUUCUGAGGGAACCAUAAAACAGGUCCGAGAGCUUGAUACUGGCCCCCAGUCCCUUUCCUCCUUGAGGUUACGACAACAAGGAAGGCAGUCAGAAGCAGCAACCCAAGCACCUUCACAUGCUAAUACUGAGGUGGAUGUGAAUGCAGAGACCAACAUCAAGCCACAUAGGUGUCUCUUGGAUGUGAUGUUUGUCAGUUUAGUUAAUAUGGACAUUCACACUGGCACAAGAUCUCCCACAGGCCAUUCCCAGCGCUACCAGAAGCAGCUUGGGAGAGGGAGUAGCAGUGGUUUGGAAGAUGACUAUACUAAGAAGACAAAUAAUGGUGGAAGGAAUGGGAAAGAGGACAGGAAGGCUAGAAAGAAUACAUCAGUGACAGAGGAAGUGGAAUGGGUGUUUGGGUCAUAUGUGGUGAAAAGAAUUGGUACUUCUCUCCUUCAUGAUAAAUGUGCCUUGGAACUACAAGUGGAGAGGAACCUAGACACAGCCAUCAGCCAUGCAGUGCCAGAUAUCAGCAUUCAUGGCACACUAAGUAAAGUUCACAGCACUAUUGAUACUGCUGAAUACAAGCUGAUUCGUGGAGUGCUCAUGUUCAAUUUGGGAGAGCCUCUGCCUCCACCACCACCUCCAACAUACUUAUACCAGACCCAGCCACAGCAGGUGUGGCCAUUGGUUGAUGUGUGGACUUCCUUCUCCAUCACACUGGUCCUUGACAAUGUGACACUAGAGCUGGACCAUGUGGGGAAACGUGAGGCUCAAGCAUGUUCUCCACUUGCCUGCAUCAACUUCAUACGUUCCAGACUCACCUUUGAGAGUUUUUCAGAUGAAUCAAAAGAUGUUGAUUUAGUCUCACAAGAGAUACUCAUCAGCGACACAAGAUUUGAAGGGUUCCCUGUGAACAAACGCUCCAACAUUUUUACAAACAUCCUCCAGCCCACUCCCCUCAAGAGUGCCAAGAACAACAGUCAGCUGCAGGCAGAAGUUCAUUACAGAUCAACCAAGAAUGUGACACGCUUUACCAUUCUGCUGAACAACAUGCGGCUGAUGGGCAUCCUUUCUUGGUGGAUGGAGGUGCUGGAAUUCAUCUACACCACACCAGACAAUCCUUUCCUUGCAGGAAAAGUCAGCAAGAAGGAACCCAACAAGGAGGAGUCACUUCCCCAAAGCAGUGUGAUCACCUCAGGGGUGCUCUCUUCCAUGCACAGUCCUUCGCCAUGUUCUCCAAUGCCCCACUCUCCAGAAUCAUAUUCCCCUCGUCCACACUCACCUACAUCCACAUCACAAAGGAGCAGAAAUACACGGCUUGCUGUCUUGCCACGCCUCAACCCAAUGGUGGAGUCAACAGGAGUAAUGACCAAGCACACAAUCAUGCAGGAUCAGGGCAAGGUUCCCUUUGAGCUGAAGUUGAACAUCACAGAUUCUGAAUUAGUGGUGGUGGAGAACACAGCUUUAUGGGACACCAGUGCUGUCAUUCUGAAGAGCACAGCGGUUAUCAGCUACAGGCCUCAGCAUCAAGAGCGACCCCUGUCAUGCAACCUCAACCAGUGUGAACUUUACUCCUGCAUCCUUGGUCUGGAGGAGGACACUGCUCUCUCAAUUAUUGAUCCAGUUACUGUUAAUAUUGAGGUGAAUGAUCGUCUCUCACACAGUCGGCCUGUAGACAUCUCCAAUAUGAGUAUGUCUGUCCAGCACACAGUUGAGGUGUGGCUUCAUCAGCUAAACAUUCGGCUCAGUUACCACGAUAUGAAGAUGUUCCAGCAGAUGUUUGAGUCUGUAUCCAAACAGAGGGAGGCCUCCAGGAAACCAGCCAUAGUUAAAGAGAAGAGCCAACCUGCUAACUUUCAAGCUCAAGUAGAGAAGCUGUCUGCACUGGGCUUCCAAGAGGCAGAUUGUCGGCAUGCUCUAGAAGAAUGUGGAGGCCGGCUGGAUGAUGCGGCUCUCUGGCUAACACACAAUGCCCACCCACUGCCUGCCCCCACUCUCCCUACUACUCCUUCCACUCAGGAGAAGGCCAUCAACUUCCAUGCCAUUGAGAUCAAAACUGGUGGUGUGAACAUCUGUGUGAUCGAUGACUGUGGUGAUUGUGAUGUUCCCCUUCUGGAGGUGUCCCUUGCCCAUUUGGGAUUAAAGCAGGAUUGGCUUGGAAAGGGGACUGCCAGCUGUUCUCUCUCUGUGGACUAUUACAACAGGGCACUGUCUGGCUGGGAGCCUUUCCUUGAACCUUGGUUGUGUCGGGCAGAAUGGAACAAGGGCUUAUCAAGGGACCUGAGUGGUGAACGACUGUCCCUUACCAUUACUACAGAGGAAACCAUCAAUAUGAACCUAACCAAUGCCCUUCUUGAUUUGUGCCACACUGUCAAGUCCACCUGGACACAAGACUACUACAACAGGGACAGAUUGGAUGUUGAGGCAUGCAUUGCCUCAGGGCAGGAACACAGGGAAGAAAGUGAUAGCAGCAGUAGUAACAACACAUUCAAGACAGCACUGGUCAGUCCUCAGGGAUACCGACGCCGCUCUCCGUUUAUACCUUUUGGCCUCAAGAAUGACACUGGCUGUGAUCUUUCCUUUGCCACUUUGACCACCACCCCUGACAACAUGAUGGACCUUGAGAGUCCAGGCCAAGCAGAAACUCCAGAGAGGGAGUGGGUCAAAGUUUCAGCUGGCAGUACUGUUCCAUUUUCAUUUGAGGGUCGAGGAAAGCAACGACACCGUGACACCCAUGAACUGAAGGUUCACCAGCUGUUGGUGCAUGUGGAGGGUUGGCAGGAGGUGGGGCCUGUCACUGUGGAUAAGGUUGGGGUGUUCUUCAGAGUUGCUUCACCAGAUCCAGAAAUACCACCCACACAAACCAGUGAAUUGCCAAAUGCCCGGAUAAUAAUAGCUGUCACACUGGAUGGGUCUGCCCGGAAGUUAGUGACUGUGCGAUCAGCUCUGCAGCUUACUAACCUCUUGCACUGCCCUGUUGAUGUGCGUCUGGAGAACUCUGCUGUCAGACUUGGAGCUGCUGCACAGCUCACAAGGCGUAUUGGUCCUGGGACCACCUACCCUGUGCCUCUCAAGUUUGUGGAGCUGCAGGUUAAUGCGCGGCCUGUUCCUAACUGCUCCAAAAGUGUAUUUAGCUUUUCCAGCAAAUCUAUAUUUUGCACAACCUUGCUGAGGCUUGGGUGUCUGGACGGAGGUGUGAGGCAGAGUCGUGCACUCAACAGCAACAAGGAGCCUCCAUUUAGAUUUUGUGUGCACCUCAAGAGAGACAACUUUCCAGCUGAUGCUGAUCCUCCCUCUCCAGGUCCAAAGGUUUCACCCUUCAGUCACUGGGUUCAGCCAGGUCACACCAUUAUGCUAGUGAGCCCUCUCACCAUGGUGAACCUCCUUCCAUAUGAUCUCCAUUAUGAGGUUAAGAUUCCUGGGACUCCAAAGGGUCGAAUCAGGCCAGGAGAAGAUGCCUGCCUCCAUUCAGUUGAUCCAGCAGAAAGUGUUACUCUCAUGUUAUGGACAGACACUUUAAGUCCUUGUGGGGAAAUCUGUCUGAAUCCCUCCUCUUCCCCAUACCUAGUUACUCUCAAGUUGCAGGAUGUCCAGAAGCGUCUCCUCUACUUACACAUCAAAGUUCACCUGCAAUAUGGAGGGGCUCUCAAGGUGGUGGUGUAUGCUAGCUACUGGCUCAUCAACAAGACAGGUCUGCCACUUAUCUUCAGGCAAGAGGGAGUUAGCACUGAUGCAGCUGGUCAGGAUAGUGAGCAUGAGGUUGCUCGCUGUGCAGCACCUUUGCUGUUUUCCUUCAGUGACCGUGAGGCUAACCCAAUGGUUGUGGCUCGUGUGGGUAACCAGUUACAUCCUGGCUCCCAGGCACAGUACUGCCACAAGUUGCCACUGACGCAGGGUACCUGGGUGCGACGUCUCAGAGUCAGCCCGCCAGACAAUCGGCCCGAUCUUGUUUAUAUUGUGGGUGUGGAUGUGAGGCCGGGCCGAGGCAGGUACAGGGACACCUACAUGGUCACCUUUUCUCCAAGAUUCCAAAUUGAAAACCGGUCAUCUCAUGAGCUUAUUAUUGCUCAGAAGAGCUUUACUACUACCUUUAGUGAUCCUUGUGCCCAGUCCACGUGGCUGCGUGCCAUCCCAGGAUGCUGGCUGCCCUUUCACUGGCCACGUUUAGACAAAGAACAGCUCCUUAGUAUCUGCUUGAGAGAUGUGCCUGGCUGUUAUUGGUCAGGUGGCUUCUUCAUUGAGAAAAUAGAUUCUUUCUACCUCAAUAUUAGAGAUAAUGAUGGUCGUUGCUUCUUCCUACGGGUGGAAGUGAUCAUUAGUGAUGCCACCUUCUUCAUUGUGUUCACUGAUGCUGAGACGCUACCUCCUCCUUUCCGCAUUGAUAACUUCUCUGAGGUUUCAAUUACCUUCUUUCAGACAGGCACACAGGAGGAGCGGCUGAGAGCAGUUGUCAAGCCACGAUCUUGUGUGUCAUAUGCAUGGGAUGAAGUGUGCCUGCCUCCCUACCUUACUUGUGUGGCACCUGGUGGCACCUCUGUGACUUACAACAUGAACAUACUUGGAGAGGGAGCGAGGCUCACCUAUGAGAACUUCAUCUACAUUGCCCUCACCGGCACUUUUCGCAAUGCAAGUGGCAGCAGCAGUGGAGAAGAAGACAAUGUGACCUUUGACCCAAGUGCUUUGGAGUGCCAGCAGCUGGUGCUAGAUGUGCCAGAGGGAACAAUGGUCAAACUUUCAAGGAAGGAGAAUGGUAGGCGGUCACAGCUGUGGCGAAUGACCUCUACAGGCAGGCUGCAGCAUGAAGGUUCAUCACCUCCCCAUGACCCCUCCAGUAGGAAGGCUGCCAACAAUGCUGCUUCACUGGUCCUGGAUAUUGCUGGCUGUGCCCCCCAGCCCUCAGAGUAUGUACCCCUGAUGCUUCGCAAACCAGAUGAGCGACGCAGGCUGACCCAGACAUGGCGUUUCACUGAAGAUGGACGGCUUUGUUGCAUUCACGUCAACAUGUUUGUCCAGGCUAAGGAUGGCUUCCUUGGCCUCAUUCCAGGAUCUCAUUCUGGGGGAUCCUGGCAACUGUGGAAUGAUGUGGUGUUGGGUCCACCACAGCUAGUGCAGUAUGACACCCUGGCCAAUGGAGUACCUCUUGAGCAGGCUAUCUCUAGGCAACGGCUUCGGCCAGGUUCUGGGAUGCUGUCUGUAAGGGUGGAUACAGAUGGUCCCACAAGAGUCUUACAGAUUACUGAUGUCCAUAGCAAGGGUGCAUCAGCAGUGGCCCGCACUGAGAGUGGAGACUGGGUGAGCUUGGUGGAAGAGGGAGGAACUACCACCAUAAAAAAGACAAGUGCUGCCACUCAGCAGAGUAAGGAUGAAUCAGGUUUACAUGAAAUGGAGCUCCAGCUGAAGCUGCAGGGAGGCAUUGGUCUCUCCCUCAUCCUGCAGUCACCUCCUGAGGAGCUCAUUUAUGCCAAGCUCACAGAUAUAGUGUUCCAGUACCAAAGUUCUCCUCUCCAGCGCACUAUAGACUGUAGUGUACGGGACAUUCAGGUGGAUAAUCAGCUAUUAGGAGCCCAGUGUCCCAUAGUGCUUUAUGUUACACCACAAAGCAAGAAUGACGAGACCCGAUACCUGCCAGCAAUCUACCUCACUGCUCAUCAACUCCUGUCUUCCUGUACUAAUUCUUAUAUAUUUAAGAAUUUGAACCUAACCAUGAAGAACCUCACCCUCACCUUGGAGGAGAGUCUGGUGUUCAAGUUGUUGCUGUUAGCAGGUUAUGACCAGUCAGACUCUGAACUGGAGAAGGUUGAGGAGCGGCAAUAUGACAUGAGGAGGAUGCUUGCCGCUGCUACCUCUGCUAAUGCCACCAGGUACUACUUUACUAUCCUGGAGCUUCAGCUGAAGCAAGUACGUCUAAGUGUGCUCACCUCCAAGAAACUGAGCUCUGAAUUAAAGAACGUCAAGAGGAAGAUGGGGCUCACACUUGUCAGAUUUGAGCAUGCUAGUGUCAACUUGGAACCUUUUGUUCGACGGCACCCCUUUGAGACCUCUCGUUUUCUUCUUGACUGCAUCACCAAGCACUACAAGGAGGAACUGAAGUCACAGGCAAUGAAGAUCUUGGGAUCCACGGAUUUCUUAGGUAAUCCAUCCGGCUUCUUGGCCGAUGUGAGCGAGGGCGUGAGUGAGCUGGUCCAUGAAGGCUCAGUGGGUGGCCUUGUGUGGAAUGUGACGCAUGGCAUGGCCAACUCCACCGCAAAGGUGACGGGUUCCCUAUCAGAUGCAGUGGGUCAUGUGACAAUGGAUGACAAGCAUGAGGAACACCGUCAGAAGCUACGGUUGAUGCAGACAGCUCACAGUACUGACCAUAUAAUGGCAGGGCUGAAAGGACUUGGCCUGGGACUGUAUGGUGGCCUGACAAGCAUUGUGUCUCAGACCUACACUGGUGCCACACAGGAGGGCCUGCCUGGGUUCAUCUCAGGAUUUGCUAAAGGAAUGGUGGGCACUGUCACCAAGCCAGCCAUUGGCUUAUUGGACUUAGCAAGCAGCACUUCUCUUGCUGUGCGGGAUUCAAGCAAAAACCCUCUGCAGAAGAUGCCAAAUCGAAUCCGGAAACCCAGGCUGGUGGUUGGCCUGAAUGGUUUGAUUCCAAGAUACAACGUAAACCAAGCAGAGGGACAAGAGCUGCUUCUCUCCUUUGAGCACAAUGAAAAUGAAAUCUUCCUUGGGUAUGAUGUGCUGCGUGAAGGUGAAGGAGACAUGAAGGUGUUGAUAUCCAGUCAGCAAGUGCGAGUGUUCAGCCAGAGUGACCCAGCCCUCCCUCCAACUCCAGUGUUGAAUGUGCCCUACAGGGAUCUUUACCACUGCAAGCCUGUCAUUCUGCAAGGGGAUGAGUCUGAAAUUGAGCACAAACACUAUAUUGAACUCACCUUAAAAGCGGAGUGGCCAGAAGGCCACAUUAUUCCACGUCCCUCAGACUUGGCCUACAAACGGCCUAAAGUUCGCUGUGAUUCCCAAGAAAUUGCUCACAAGGUGGCCCAGCAAAUAAAUUAUGCAAGAAACCUCCAUGAUGAGUUGAGGCAGACAUUGCUCAUGCAAGAAGAAGAGACUGUAGAGUGAAUAAACAAGAUGAAGUGAACUUUUACAACCCAAAUGUAUUCCUAGUAAAAUAUAGUUAUAUUUUCUUUCAACUUAUAUUUUGAAAUUGUACUUUUCUGGACUCCAGUUGAGAUCAUACACACUUGUAAAUAUCCAAAGAAUCUUAGUUCUUAAUCAUGACAAAUUGUUGAUGUAAAAUACCAUAUUUUUAUCACUACAAUAAACAUACUGUCUAUUUUUCAUCUGAUAUAUAUAUAUAUAUAUAUAUAUAUAUAUAUAUAUAUAUAUAUAUAUAUAUAUAUAUAUAUAUAUAUAUAUAUAUAUAUAUAUAUAUAUAUAUAUAUAUAUAUAUAUAUAUUCAUGCAUCCAAAAACUCAAAGGAGAUAUUUGAGAUGAGGUGGCAAGAGGCACGUGUUCAUGCACACACACACACACACACACACACACACACUCUUUAUAUAUAUAUAUAUAUAUAUAUAUAUAUAUAUAUAUAUAUAUAUAUAUAUAUAUAUAUAUAUAUAUAUAUAUAUAUAUAUAUUCAGUGGCACCUCGUGAUUCAAACUUAAAUGGUUCUUUGGGCUAUUCAAAUUGGGAAUGUUUGAAUUAGGAAGCAAUUUAUCCCAUUCAAAUUAAUGUGGAAAAAAAAAAAUUAAUCUGUUCCAGUCCAAAAAUCCCCCCUCCCCCCUUUUUUUUCUAAUUUUUAUGGAUUUAUGUUGUGCCCUAAAUAUGAAUUGAAUGAAAAGAAGCUAAAUUGUAGAAAAAAAUACAGUGAAAGAAAAUGUGAAGUAUCAUAUAUUUCAGCUUAUAAGAUUCCACUUGAUUCAUCCUAAAAAAACACAAAAUAGUGGGUUGUCCUAUUUGUCAGAUACAGAAACAAUGACCUUAAAAUUUUAUGAUAAAUACCAUAAAUAAAUACACCAACCUCAAAAUAAUGAAUCUUCAAAAGUUUCUGCCAUCUUCAGUCUUGAAAACAGUUGUUGUGGUAGACACAUUUAAUUUAUUUUGCAUUAAAAUAUCUCUCUCUCUCUCUCUCUCUCUCUCUCUCUCUCUCUCUCUCUCUCUCUCUCUCUCUCUCUCUCUCUCUCUCUCUCUCUCUCUCUCUCUCUCUCUCUCUCUCUCUCUCUCUCAUACUUAAACUAUAUUGGAACACACACACACACACACACAUAGACACACACACAGUAGGUACACAGAACCUUGAUUCACGAACUAAAUUCAUUCCAUGCCUUGGUUCGCAAACCAAGUUGUUCACAAACCAAAACAAUUUUUUACAUUGAAAUUAAUAUAAAUGUAAUUAAUCUCAGAAAUGCUAUUUUCACAUAUUUAUUUAUUUAUUUUUCUAUUUAUUUAUUUAUUUAUUUAUUUAUUUAUUUUUUUUUUUUUUUUUUUUUUUUGUGUGUGUGUGUGAUGAAUAGUAUAGAAUAAAACUGAAAUACAUGUCCUUAAAUAUAGACAAAUAACACUAAAUUAAAUAAAAAGGUACUAUAAUUUACCUUUGUUGUUUAUAGUUGCUGGCAUGGGUGGAUGGUAAGGGAGGAGAGGAAGAGGAGGAAGCUACUGAAUUUUGGGUAAAAGACUGCUGCCUGCUUCCUCCCCUCUUUGCUCCAUACACACACACACACACACACACACACACACACACACACACACACACACACACACACACACACACACACACACACACACACACACACACACACACACACACACACACACUCUCUCUCUCUCUCUCUCUCUCUCUCUCUCUCUCUCUCUCUCUCUCUCUCUCUCUCUCUCUCUCUCUCUCUCUCUCUCUCUCUCUCUCUCUCUCUCUCUCUCUCUCUCUCUCUCUCUCUCUCUCUCUCUCUGGAUAUAAUGAAUUUUUGUCUUUAACAACCCGACCUCCCCAUAUGUGUUCAUUACUGGUAAUGUUCUGUAAUUUACAAUAACUGAAAGAAUAAUCCAGGCUCUUUGGGCCAAGAGACUGAGCCAGCGGUGACAUCUGACACUUUUCUCCUUCUUAGGUGGCAUAAUGGGAGCUAAAAUAACACAAAAAAGGAGAAAAAAUAAUGUUUUUGAACAUGGCACUCACGAACAAUGUUUACGUUAAGCACCCCCCUAUGCACAAAUGAGCACGAGGUUCCAUAGAUUGUGUGUGUAAUGUGUGUUCCUACCCCAAAGCAUCAUUCGUGAACCAAGCUAAAAUUGUUAUUCAUGAACUAAUUUGUUCGUGAUGUGGGGCAUUUGUGAACCCAGGUUCUACUAAUAUAUAUAUAUAUAUAUAUAUAUAUAUAUAUAUAUAUAUAUAUAUAUAUAUAUAUAUAUAUAUAUAUAUAUAUAUAUAUAUAUAUAUAUAUAUAUAUAUAUAUAUAUAGGCAGAUUGAUAUAUAGAUGGGUAGACAAAUAGCUAGAUAAAUACAGAUAUAGAUAUAAUGUGUAUACAUAACAUAUAUAUAUAUAUGUAUACAUACAUGCCCUGUUUAUUUAUCCCUUAAGGUGUGACUAAGACCUUUUCUGGUCUCUUGUAACGAGCAAACAUGUGUGUGUGUGUGUGUGUGUGUGUGUGUGUGUGUGUGUGUGUGUGUGUGUGUGAUGUUCUUGAGAUAGUGAAGAGAAAAGAGGAAAAUCAUAUGACAAUAUGAUAUUGGUAAUGAGAAAAUUGACAGUCAAGGAAGAAAACUAUUCAGAUUGUGAAGAUACAAGAAACUUACCACUAGAGAAGCAUGUAUGAUAGUGCAGAAACAUGCAGACUUCUGAAAUGUUAGAAAUAUUCAUCUACAUGGAUGAGGAAUCACCGAGAGAUCCAUUAGUGUCUGUAAUGUUAUAGAGGCUUGAAUUUGCUGUUUUGAUUUGAUCACUAUACAACAAAAUCAGAAUACAAACAGCUUCAACCAAACUGGCCCAGUUGUAAAAAAGAGAUAUUGUAUAAAACUAUGACUGAACACUGGAGGAGGAAAGAAGAAGUGGAGACAAUCAUGCUACUGAAAGCAUUUAGAAAAAUUAGAAAAUGUGGACAGGGAAAACUUUGACAAGUAAUGAUAGAACCAGGAGUCAUAAGUACAAAUUUAAAAAAAAAUUAGGCUCCUGCCUGAACAAUGUCAAGAAAUCCUAAAUAUGUGAAUCAUUGAUGUUUAGAAUGAGAUACAUGUGAAGGUGGUGUGUGCUAAGAACUGCCACCGGUCAGGAAUAUAUUCAGCAUUCUAUGUUAAUAUUUAAUCUUAAUAUUCACAAAACCAAAAGAAGAGAAAAUAGUUACUCAGGAAGUGAACAGAAUUGCUGCUCAAGACAUUCACUGCUGUAUAAUUUGAGCUAUACUCCUGGUUAUCACAUUAAAUUCAUCCAUGAAUAUGCAUGCAUUACACAGAAAUACAACAGACAUACUGAAGAACUUCUGGGAGAAAUUAAAAUGGCACAUAGCUUCCCAGAUCAACACCUUUCCUAUCUAGUCUAUUUUCACCUUCCUCCCUUUCCUUACUUUACUACAAGUAUAGAUAUACAUUUAAGUAUUAUUUCAGUUAAUAGCAUCUCCAGACUAAAUUCUUAUCACUGUAGAUCUCAUCUUUCCAAGUAUUUUUUAUCACUGAAUGAAGUUGACAAAUCAAGAAAUAAUUGUAAUAUCAAAUUUUGAAUGCUUAGGUGAUGUGUAGAUUGAAGUCUUAGUAAUAAAUUUGCUAGUGAACAGUUAAUUAAAUCACAAGAUGCCCUUAACUCUUCAGUCAUUAGAAGAUUGAUAAAUGGCAGUUAGGAGAAAUCCCAUCAUAUUCUUCAUGCAAGAUGUGAGUUGUAGACCCAGUUGUUGCAAGCCAAAUCUAAUAUUUUAGUAAAAAUAUAACUGAUUUUGCUGCAAGAGUUAUCAUAUUUAUUAAGAACAUGUCAAAAUUCGUCAGAAAAAAAAAAUUAAUUAACUAAAUAAAUUAAAACUACUCUGUUUACUGAAAUCAUACCUAUAUGUGAAAUCAUACUUAUAUACAUAUAUGAUCAAACCUGGCAUCCACAGAAUAUUUGCUUUGUCUAUUAUCAAUUUCACAUCUCCAGUUUCAUGUCAUAUGUAAGAUUCUACCUCUACGGUGAUGGGGUGAGUGUCAUGGGCAAUCUAGGAGAAUUGGGAGGGGAAAUAAUGGUCAUUGUCCUCCCAAAAGUAUGCAACCUUAAAUUUGGCUAACACUAUGUAUUCUUUGAGUACGAGUAUGGUGAGUGAAUGGUGUGGGUGAUGCAACUGACCGACCAGUCACAGCCCAAUACAUCACUCACUUCUAAGCUAAAGGGCAAGUGAAUCAAUCCAUGCACAGUGAUGUUACCAUCAUGUGAGCAUCUGCUACCUCUCAGCUCUUCUAUCUGAUAGCACUUAUAGACAUGCAAAGUAGCAAUAUGGCUGUGCUUGUUGUGUUUGCAUAAUGGCAUUAAAAUAUAGUUGCUAUACCAGCAAUAGGACAGGGAUGAGAGCAUGUGACAACAAAACCAUGAGGUGAAUUUCUUGUUCCCUCUGCCUUGGACCUUGUUGUCUUUCAGAUGUAUCAUAAAACUGUACAUUUAACUUAGUAUUGUAAAUUAUGAACUAUGUACUUCUUUAGAAAAUUUAUAUUUUUGUGUUAUUCAAGAUUGUAGAGAACUAGCCAUUUAUUAGCACAUAUCUUCUUGAUACCCUUAAGUUUAUGUUUUAAACUAGGAUGUGCAUGCUACACCUGAGUGUGUUGUAAGCUAAUAAAUGCAUUUUUUGUG
Scylla paramamosain (green mud crab) is the source of this 18750-nucleotide messenger RNA. RefSeq names its product intermembrane lipid transfer protein VPS13D-like (gene Vps13D). Gene Ontology annotation, biological process: protein retention in Golgi apparatus; mitochondrion organization; protein targeting to vacuole. The transcript has 79 exons. The record is from RefSeq and is a predicted model, not a curated record. Gene Ontology annotation, cellular component: extrinsic component of membrane. The coding region runs from base 331 to 14073 and encodes 4580 amino acids. Gene Ontology annotation, molecular function: protein binding. Lineage: Eukaryota; Metazoa; Arthropoda; Malacostraca; Decapoda; Portunidae.